GACACACCUCAAGAGCCACAGCCCCACUCAGGUCUCACACACAGGUGCAGGGACUGGCCACAGGUGCAGUGACGUCACAUCUUUCCCCUGGGCGCGUGUGCAGCUCGAGGCUUUGCAGGAGGUGCACCUGCGACGGCCCCACUGCCAGCCUCUUGCUGAAGGAACACCAGGAGACAGACAGCAGGUGGUGGGGUACGCUACAGAGAAGAAAAUGUCUUCAGAUAAUCAGUGGUCAGCAGAAGAGGAUGAAGGCCAAUUAUCCCGACUAAUCAGGAAAUCUAGAGACUCCCCCUUUGUCCCUGUAGGUAUAGCAGGCUUUGUGUCUGUGGUGUCCUAUGGUCUUUACAAGUUAAAGUACAGAAGAGAUCAGAAAGUGUCAAUUCAUCUUAUUCACAUGAGAGUUGCUGCCCAAGGAUUUGUUGUCGGAGCUGUGACUCUAGGUGUUCUCUAUUCUAUGUAUAAGGAUCACAUUAGACCUCGAUUCUUCAGUGAGCCCAAAAAAUGAAGCUACAUGCUGGAAGCAAGAAAGACAAGAAGCUUCUGAAAACUAUUUGUUAUGAAGAGUAAAUUUUCAAUAUGUAGCCAAUUUUACUACAGAAGUGUUACAGAAUGCUCACAGCCUUUGUAUUUCAAGUCUCAAUGUUUUAAGAAGUUGAUUUCCAGAUCAACAAUCAUAAACAGUCAACUCAAAUAUCC
Messenger RNA from Rhinopithecus roxellana (golden snub-nosed monkey), 696 nucleotides. It is a transcript of the gene HIGD1C, whose product is annotated as HIG1 hypoxia inducible domain family member 1C. Lineage: Eukaryota; Metazoa; Chordata; Mammalia; Primates; Cercopithecidae. The coding region runs from base 212 to 505 and encodes 97 amino acids. Gene Ontology annotation, cellular component: mitochondrion. Gene Ontology annotation, biological process: mitochondrial respirasome assembly. The transcript has 5 exons. The record is from RefSeq and is a predicted model, not a curated record.